AUGCCACCGAAAACAGCCAAGAAGACGCCGACGGGACCAGGCACGAAGCGGGCUGCACGGGCUCGGGCGACGCAGAAGACCCAGGUCCAGACUGAGGAGUCGAACGUGAAAGCCGAAGAGAUGGUUGAGGAACAGAAGACAGUGGUUGUGAUCGAGGAGAAUGAGGUAACGGAGAUGGGGAAAGAGGCGAAGGAGAAGGAGAACGCUAUAAAGGCUUCUGGUCAGAAGGAUGACGAGGUGAAAGAAUCUAUUGAUGAAUAUGAAACGGGUGAAAGAUUAGAUUUGGAGGAUAAUGAGCCUGACUACGAACCUGAAGAGUAUGUUGGUGUAGAUUAUGAUGAGAAGGAAAUUGAGGAAGAUGCUCAGGAAGAGGGGGACGAAGUAGGUGAAGAACUCGAGGAGGGGGAUAUUGGUGAAGAAGAAGAGGGUGAUGUUAUUGAAGAGGAAAUAGAAGAUGUGCAGGAAGAACUUGAGCCGGAGGAAGCUGAGGAGCAUGCUGAGAUGGUUGAUGCUAAUGAAGAAGAAGAGCAUCACAAAGUUUUUAAAGAAAGGCGCAAGCGGAAGGAAUUUGAAAUUUUUGUUGGGGGAUUGGACAAGGAUGCUACUGAGGAUGAUCUUAGAAAAGUCUUCAGUGAAGUUGGUGAGGUUACUGAAGCCAGACUUAUGAUGAAUCCUCAGACAAAGAAGAAUAAAGGUUUUGCAUUCUUGCGUUUUGCAACUGCAGAACAAGCAAGACGAGCUUGUUCUGAGCUGAAGAACCCAGUGAUUCAUGGAAAGCAAUGUGGUAUUACUCCAAGUCAAGACAGUGAUACUUUGUUUUUGGGUAACAUAUGCAAGACAUGGACAAAGGAAGCAUUGAAAGAGAAGUUGAAUCACUAUGGUGUGGAGAACAUUGAUGAUUUGACAUUGAUUGAAGACGCUAACAACCAAGGUAUGAAUCGAGGUUUUGCCUUCUUGGAAUUCUCCUCGCGAUCCGAUGCCAUGAUUGCUUUUAAGCGUCUACAGAAGAGGGAUGUCAUGUUUGGAGUUGAUAGGCCCGCUAAGGUUUCCUUUGCAGAUUCCUUCAUUGACCCCGGUGAUGAAAUCAUGGCUCAGGUUAAAACUGUGUUUGUGGAUGGUCUUCUUGCUUCUUGGGACGAGGAUCACAUUCGGAAACUUCUUAAAAAAUAUGGGACAAUUGAAAAAGUCGAGCUAGCCCGCAACAUGCCAUCUGCCAGGAGAAAAGAUUUUGGAUUUGUCACAUUUGAUACCCAUGACGCAGCAGUUAAUUGUGCUAAAAGAAUCAAUAAUGAGGAAUUGGGUGAAGGAGAUAAUAAGGCUAGAGUUAGGGCCAGGCUUUCCAGACCACUCCAAAGAGGCAAAGGUAGACAUAGUUCUCGGGCAGAUUUUUGGCCUGGCCGUGGAUCGGUUCGAGGUGUUAGGAGUCCAUGGAGCCGUCCAGUUCCGCAUAGUAUCCCCCUCCGUGGGACAAGAGGCUAUGGAGCACGUCUUCCACCCAUAGUUGAUCGUGGUUUUAAAAGGCCUGCCACUAUACGUGAUAGACGACCAGUUAUGACAAUGCCUCCUAGGACUAGACCACCGGCUCCGUUACCGAGGUCCUAUGACAGGAGACCACCUGUUUCAGUUUAUCCCAAGAGCGGUUUGAAGAGGGACUAUGCUCACCGUGAGGAGCGUCCCCCUAGGAGCAUGGCUGCCACGGAAUAUAGUUCUAGAGUUCCACCGGAUAGACUCUCGUCAUAUAGGGACAACUAUUCUCCUCGUGGAUCCAGUUACCCUGAUUUGCCGAGAGGUGGUACAUCUCGCCCUGCCGCAAGAGGUUCUUAUGUUGAUGAUACUUACAGCCAAAGGUAUGAAAGGCCACCUCCAACUUACCGUGAGGGACGAGGACGUGAAUAUGAUUCUGUAUCUGGGUCAAAACAUCCGUAUGCUGCAGUGGACGAUGUUCCUCCUCGCUAUGCUGAGGCAGGAGUUCGCCAUUUGCGUCCUCGUUUGGAUUAUGAUCUUGGUGGAAGCGCUUCUCAAUAUGCUUCUGAUGCUUACAGUGAUAGGCUUGGUAGGUCAAAUCUAGGAUAUGAUGGUAGCCAAAGGUCCCUCUCCAGUCAAGAUUCUCAGGGGCCAUACGAUAGUCGUCAAGGAAUGAGCUAUGGUGGAGGCUCUUAUGGUGGUAGUGAUGUUAGUGGGAUGUACUCAUCAAACUAUGGUAGUGAUUACAUGUCCCAAGGAAGUGAUGUUGGUGGCAGCUCCUACUCAUCACUCUACUCUGGACGAAGCAUGGGUGGUAGUAGCUAUAUGGGAAGUGGUGGCUCCGGAUCAUAUUAUUGA
Messenger RNA from Fraxinus pennsylvanica, 2322 nucleotides. The record is from the annotation of a GenBank genome assembly. NCBI's taxonomy places the organism in Eukaryota, Viridiplantae, Streptophyta, Magnoliopsida, Lamiales, Oleaceae.